AUUUACAUUGAAGUACAGACUAGUGUAUACAGUAAAAAAAUUAAUGAUUUAGUCGUUAUAAUUACAUGGUUUUUAUUAGAUUUGAUCCAUACUUAGCUCUUUUAUGCAUUUUAACAGAAUAAAUGACAUUUUCGUAACGUAAAUUAGUGUAUCAAACCAGUUUAUUACAAUUUUAUAAAAAAGCAGCUAAAAUGCCGUUUAUGCUUGGUAAAGCACCUAUACGAAGGUCCUUAAAGUAUUUAAAUGCUGGUAGAUUAAUUUUAAAAGACGAAAUACAGAUAUUUUCUAUUAAUUAUAACACACAUGGAGAACAUCACAAAGGAAUUAGGGAUUUUAUAUUUUGGCAUCUUGGCCAAGUUCAACAUAAAAAUCCAAACGUGCAGGUUGUUACUUUUAAAAACAUAACACCAACACCUUUUGUAAAAUGUUAUUAUCGCAAUGGAAAUACUAUGUUGGUUGAUGUAGAUAGCAAAUCUAAGGAUGAUAUAUUAAUGCAUCUUCGACAAGUAGUUGGCAAAUCAAGUGAUGUUCUGAGUGAAGAAGAGAUACGUCAUGAAAAGAAAGAUAAUCCUGCAAACUUUGGUGUUGGUUGUCUUCGAACCUGUAUUUGUGUAAUACCUGGUCAGAUACCAUGUCCCUCUAUUAUACCUUUACCAUAUCAUAUGCGUGGAAAAUAUAUAUUCCAAAAGAAGGGCGAGGAAUCAUAAUGUAAUAAUUGUUUCAUAAAUACAAUAAAAAUUAUUAUAUAAAAUU
Molecule: messenger RNA, 753 nt
Organism: Megachile rotundata (alfalfa leafcutting bee)
Lineage: Eukaryota; Metazoa; Arthropoda; Insecta; Hymenoptera; Megachilidae
Gene: mRpS25
Product: mitochondrial ribosomal protein S25
Cellular component (GO): mitochondrion
Molecular function (GO): structural constituent of ribosome
Source: RefSeq, a predicted model, not a curated record